Messenger RNA from Oppia nitens, 1180 nucleotides. RefSeq lists its product as uncharacterized. The transcript has 7 exons. The record is from RefSeq and is a predicted model, not a curated record. Gene Ontology annotation, cellular component: cytosol; nucleus. Gene Ontology annotation, molecular function: adenosine kinase activity. NCBI's taxonomy places the organism in Eukaryota, Metazoa, Arthropoda, Arachnida, Sarcoptiformes, Oppiidae. Gene Ontology annotation, biological process: purine ribonucleoside salvage. Bases 17 to 1093 code for a protein of 358 amino acids.
UAUAAUUUUGAAUAAAAUGUCUCAUUUAAAAAUGAAAGAAAUGGAUAUCUUUGGUUUGGGAAACCCGUUACUCGACAUCACGGCAACGAUUGACGACGAUUUCCUUAAAAAGUAUAAUUUACCAAAAAACAGUGCCAUAAUAGCCGAACCACAACAUGAGGCUAUGUAUGAGGAGGUGAUCAAUAAGUAUGACAUUGAGUACAGUGCAGGCGGUGCCACACAAAAUACAUUGAGAUACUGUCAGUGGGUGAUCGGCAAAAACAAUCAGGUGACCACUUUUUGUGGCGCCGUCGGCAACGAUUACUUCGGAAAAAUUAUGGAAAAAAAGGCAAAGACUGAUGGCGUAAAUGUUAAGUAUAUGAUGUCUGAUGAGAAAAAUACGGGUACCUGUGCUAUACUAUUGACCGAUAAUGGUAUGAAUAGAGCACUGUGUGCUUAUUUAGGCGCCAGUGAAAAGUUUGAUAAACACUUUUUGUUAUCAAAUUUUAUAUUUGUCGAAAAAGCACGAUAUAUCUAUACCAGCGGUCAUAUGCUACCAGUAUCAGCUGAUAGUGUCAUGCAUUUGGCAAAACACUCUCACGAAUUGGGAAAAGACUUCUUUUUCAAUAUUGCCGCCCCAUACGUGAGCCAUAAGUGUUCAGACAAAUUGAAUGAAUUGUUUCCAUACAUUGACUUCUUCUUUGCUAACUCUGAUGAAGCCAUGGCUUUCGCCACAAUGAAAGGAUAUCCCUCAAAAGAUAUGAAAGAAAUCGCAAAAAUGAUAUCAAAGGAACCAAAAAUUCAAUACAAAAACCCAAAUAUUCCGAAUGACUAUAAGUCCGGACGUAUUGUAAUAAUAACCCAAAGCGAAAAACCGGUGCUUUUUGCCAGAAGCGACUCCAAUCAAGUCAAGGAAUAUCCAGUGAUUCAACUUAAACAAGAAGAGAUCAAAGACACUAACGGUGCCGGAGAUGCCUUUACCGGUGGUUUUCUAGCCAUGUAUAUCAGCGGCAAAUCAUUAGACACAUGUAUUAGUUGUGCCAUUUAUUGUGCCUCAGAGUGUCUCAAACAAUUGGGCUGUACUUUACCAAAGAGAUGCAACUUUACGCCAUAAAUCAUUGCGAAAUUUUAUUAUUAUUUACUUUUACUUAAUUAUUAUCGACAUUUAAUGAAUUUAAAUUUAAUAUAAAAUAUUAUUAUU